AUGCGUUAUGCGAGAGCCUCUGAGGGUAAAUCUAUAGAUGCUACUCAAGAAAUGUUGGCAUUGGGUGCGUGCAACGUGGUAUCAUCGUUUGUAUCAUCAAUGCCCGUGAGCGGCGGCCUCAGCCGAGGUGCGGUCAACCACUCGUCUGGGGUAAAGACGACGCUUGGUGGAGUAUACACUGGACUAUUAGUACUCAUAUCGUUGCAGUUCCUCACACCCUAUUUGUAUUACAUACCCAAGGCUGCCUUGGCAGCCGUCAUAAUUGCCGCGGUUGUCUUUAUGGUGGAGUUUCAGGUGGUGAAACCAAUAUGGCGAAGCAAAAAAAUUGAUCUCAUACCAGCCAUAACCACAUUUCUAUGUUGUCUUUUCAUACGACUUGAACUGGGCAUUGUAAUUGGCAUCGGUAUAAAUCUUUUAUUCCUACUUUAUGCCUCGGCCAGACCGACGUUACGAGUCCAUAAAGCUACGAGUAUCAGUGGUUUUGAAUAUCUUGUCAUAACUCCGGACCGAAGUCUGGUAUUUCCAAGUGUUGAGUACGUACGAGCCGUCAUCAGUAAGCAGGGAUUACGAGAGGGUACCACCGUACCUGUUGUAAUAGAUUGUACACAUAUCCAGGCUGCUGAUUUCACUGCUGCAAAGGGUAUCAAAACUUUAAUAGAGGAUUUUACUAAACGAGGCCAACCAUUAAUUUUUCAUAACUUGAAACCUAGCGUUAUUAAGAUUUUUAAUGGUGUUAAACCUUCAGGAUUUACGUGCAGCUCUAGCGAGCUUGAACUCAAUGACCAUCUUAAAGAAUAUACGGACGUUUCAACCGAGACUCUUAAUCGAUAUUAAAUACAU
Molecule: messenger RNA, 840 nt
Organism: Cyphomyrmex costatus
Lineage: Eukaryota; Metazoa; Arthropoda; Insecta; Hymenoptera; Formicidae
Product: sodium-independent sulfate anion transporter
Exons: 6
Coding region: 1-834 (277 amino acids)
Biological process (GO): transmembrane transport
Cellular component (GO): membrane
Source: RefSeq, a predicted model, not a curated record